Molecule: messenger RNA, 914 nt
Organism: Tachyglossus aculeatus (Australian echidna)
Lineage: Eukaryota; Metazoa; Chordata; Mammalia; Monotremata; Tachyglossidae
Product: killer cell lectin-like receptor subfamily F member 1
Exons: 7
Coding region: 94-780 (228 amino acids)
Source: RefSeq, a predicted model, not a curated record
GCAGCAUGGCCACCAACUCCAACAUACAGAAGAUCAGUUGGGAGCAGAGGCUUGAGCAGUCUCUCAAGAUCCUCAUCUCAGAAGAGCUUAAUAAUGGAGGGGAAGGGGAGUUUCACCACUCUGGACUUUCCAAGAAAGCAGCAUUGGUCAGAAAGAGGACCAAGCUGGUGUGUUCUUGGUGCCAUCCUGGGGCUGAAGGCCAUAGUGCUGGGCAUUGUAGCUGUGGCAACUCUGCAUGGGCACACAAUUAUCUGCUGGAUGGCGGUCAGCUCCAGGGCCACCCACCAAGAAACCCGUGGGGAGCCAGAGAGCACUCUGGAGGGGAACAGCUGCCGAGAGAUAAUGCAGGAGUUCCAGGAGGAUUUGUGCGUCCAUAAGCUGGGAGCGGUUUGUGAGCUCUGUCCCCAAGGUUGGCUGCUACACAGGCACAGCUGUUACUACUUCUCAGAAGAGCGGAAGAGCUGGGAGGACAGUGUCCGAGACUGUGAGGCCAGAAGAUCCCGGCUCCUGGUUCUAACGGACGAGGCAGAGAUGGACUUUGUGAGCAGCCAUAAGGAAGAGGACUAUUACUUCUGGAUUGGACUCCAUUUCCAAGAGAAGGAAGGAAAGUGGCUGUGGCUCGGACAGCCUGAACUGCAUGGAUACAGGGGGGCUCUGAAUGGCAGCCGAGAUCAGCAGAACUGCGUUGCAUUCCGGAACAAAAAGGAGAUCCAUCCUGAUCGCUGCCUGUCUUCCUACAAAUGGAUCUGCAAGAAAAAUUCCACCAGACUGAACACCUGAGUUCUAGCCAGCUUCCCCUGGAGGCCAGCCAUGGGGCAACUCUCCUUUCCCUGGAAAAUUACUGCUGUGAUUGCCCAGUGCAGUGAGUUCAUGAAGCAGAACUAAUCAGCUUGGCCGAAUGGGAGGGACUUCUG